GUUCCAGUAGCCAGAGCCAGCAUUCUCUGGCUCAUCGGCGAGUACUGUGAACGAGUUCCAAAGAUUGCACCUGAUGUUUUGAGAAAGACAGCGAAGAGCUUCACUAAUGAAGAUGACCUUGUAAAGUUGCAGAUCCUAAAUUUGGGUGCAAAACUCUAUUUAACAAACUCGAAGCAGACAAAAUUGCUUACCCAGUAUGUAUUAAAUCUCAGCAAGUAUGAUCAAAGCUACGACAUCAGAGACCGUACAAGAUUUAUUAGGCAGCUUAUUGUUCCGAAUGAGAAGAGUGGAGCUUUAAGCAAAUAUGCCAAAAAAAUAUUUCUGGCACAGAAACCUGCCCCGCUGCUUGAGUCUCCUUUUAAAGAUCGGGAUCAUUUCCAGCUUGGCACCCUGUCUCACACGCUGAACAGCCGAGCCACUGGCUACCUGGAGCUGUCCGACUGGCCAGAGGUGGCGCCUGACCCCUCAGUCCGAAACGUCGACGUAGCUGAGUCGGCAAAGGAAUGGACUGGAAUUCUAGGUAAGACGAAGAAAGAGAAACCUACUGAAAAGUUCUUUUCGGAAGAGGAGGAAGAUGAGUCUGCCAGUACCAGUGCAUCAGAGAGGGAGUCUAGCAGUGAAAGUGAGAAGGAAGAUGAGGAAGACAGCAGUGGUGAGAGUAGUGGGAGUUCCUCUUCCAGUGAAGAAUCAAGUGACAAUGAAUCAGACAGCAAAGAAAGUACUGCAAAGAAAACAUCUAGAGCUGCUGAUGACAGUGAUUCAGAGGAUAUUAAAAAGAAAGCAAUGGGAAGCUCCAAAAAAAGAAGCACAUCCAGUUCCUCUGAUACAGAGUCCAAUUCAUCAGAAGAAAGUUCUUCAGACUCCAAGUCAGAAUCAGACUCUAAAAGUGACUCGGAGUCUGGAAAAUCUAGAAGUGCUAACUCUAGUAAGAAAGAAGAAAAAACAGUGCAAGGUAGAAAAGCUCCAAAUAAACAAGACGUGUUUCUCUUAGAUUUAGAUGAUUUCUGUCCUGUGACAACUCCUGUGGCAGUUCCUACAGCAGCUGUUUUGUCACCAAGUUUAACAGCAGACCUAGAGGGAUUAAGUCUGUCCAGUUCAUCAGUCAUUGAUGUCACUAGGCAAGCCUCUGUGCCAACAAAAACACAUGAACUGCUUCAUCGAAUGAGUGGAAAAGGAUUAGCAGCCCAUUAUCACUUUUCAAGACAGCCAGGUGUUUUUGGUGAUCGUAUGGUAUCUGUACAAGUGACAGUAACAAAUACAACUGAUCAGAAGAUAGACAAUAUUCACAUCGGGGAAAAGAAAUUACCUCCAGGCAUGAGGAUGCAUGAGUUUAAUCCAAUAGAGUGCCUUGAGCCUGCGAGAUCCAUUACCGUUUCAAUGGGUAUCGACUUCUGUGAUUCUACUCAGACAGCCAGUUUCCAGUUGUGCACAAAGGAUGAUCAUUUCAAUGUUAACAUUCAACCGCCUGUUGGAGAACUGCUUUUCCCUGUCACUAUGUCAGAGAAAGACUUUAAGAAGGAGCAAGGGAUGCUGACAGGAAUGAAUGAGACAUCUGCUACAAUAGCUGUUGCUCCGCAGAACUCUACUAGGCUUGUAAUAAUUGAGAGGAUAGUGAAAGCAGCAAACCUGGGUGUAGUGCCUUCUGGUCAAGAUAACAUACAUAGGUUUGCAGCUAAGACUGUGCACAGUGGGUCACUGAUGCUAGUCACAGUGGAGCUGAAGGAGAGCACUACAGCACAGCUCAUCAUAAACACCGAGAAAACUGUGAUUGGUUCUGUUCUGCUGCGGGAGCUGAAGCCUGUCCUGUCCCAGGGGUAACCUGCUUACAUCUGGACUUCAGAGUCUGGCACAAAACAAAAGUGCCUGGCAUCCACUACCGCUGCCUUUCAUUUAUAAUAAUAGCCCUUCCAUCUGGCAGUGGGGGAAGAAUACACUCUUGACAUUCUUGUCUUCUGCUUUAGAAUGCUAGUGUGUAUCUAUCAUGUAUGCAAGUACUUUCCUGUUUUUUCUGCUUGCUAUCCAAAGCACAUAUAUUUUACUGUCAGUUAUCUGCGCUCUUAAAUGUAUUUCACAUUUGUUCUACCCUAGUCCUUCUCCCUCUGCUCCCUUCCCCCACUACUUUUCUUCCCCAUCAGUUUUCCCCACUGUAGUGGACAAAUACUAGAUAAUAAAGUUCAAGGGAAAUCACACUGCUUGAAAACUGAGUUAAAAUGGCAGGUAGGUUCCAGCAACAUAUACAACAACUGAGUGGUUCAGAGAGGUUUUGUUGUGUAAGUGUAAAAAUACAAUAGGUACAGC
Messenger RNA from Pterocles gutturalis (yellow-throated sandgrouse), 2298 nucleotides. Its product is annotated as AP-3 complex subunit beta-1-like. Gene Ontology annotation, cellular component: membrane coat. NCBI's taxonomy places the organism in Eukaryota, Metazoa, Chordata, Aves, Pterocliformes, Pteroclidae. Gene Ontology annotation, biological process: vesicle-mediated transport; anterograde synaptic vesicle transport; intracellular protein transport. The record is from RefSeq and is a predicted model, not a curated record.